This is a messenger RNA of Erythranthe guttata (spotted monkey flower), 1155 nucleotides long. RefSeq lists its product as uncharacterized. The record is from RefSeq and is a predicted model, not a curated record. Lineage: Eukaryota; Viridiplantae; Streptophyta; Magnoliopsida; Lamiales; Phrymaceae.
AGUGACGCGUUUGGUUGGUAAUUUCAGUUUUUUACCACCAUGGUCACAUCACACCACAUCAACAACAUUCAACAAAAGUCAAAUUACUCGUCGUCUUCUUCUUCUUCUUCUUCCCCACUACUACAAUUCUUUCGAUCUGAUUUCCUGAUUUCCAGAUUUCAGUAAUCAAUAAUCUCCAAAAUUCAAAAUCCAAAAUCUGAUUUUCCAUUAAUUAUCGUAUUAUAUAACAAAGGUUUUGCUCAGAUCAAAAAAUUAAAAAAAAAAAUUUGAAAAAAAAAAAUCGAACAAGGAUUUAAUUUCCAAGGAUGAGACUCGCCAUGGUCGAUUGCCGGAGUUUGAUCCAGUUCUGCAGAUCCUUCCACCCACACCUCAACAACGCCGCCAAUUUCGCCAAUCCAAAUCCAUCACCGCCGUGCCGGAGCAGGACGCGCCGCUUCACCGCCAAUUCCACCAAUCCAUUCUCGAAUCACUUCUGCGAUCGCUCCCCACUCGCCGCCCUCGAUCUCGUCAUACUCCUCUCCGUGCUCGCCUCCGUCUCCUUUCUGAUCCUCCCCUACUGCAAAUUCCUCUUCCUCGAGCUCCUCCCGAUCGCCCAUGGCUUCGUCGUCGACCUCAUCCUCGACGAGCCGCUGCCUUACAUCGUCGGCUUCGUCCUCGUUCUGAUCGGAAUGAUUCUCGCCAUGGUCAUUGACAUCAGGCUGAGGAAAUGCGGGAAUCCUCACUGCAAGGGUUUGAGAAGGGCGAUCGAGUACGAUAUCCAGUUGGAGUCCGAGGAGUGUGUCAAGUACGCGCCGUCGCUUUCGGAUGUCUUUCAAGACGAGAAUGGGGCGGCGGAGCUGGAAUUAGGGCAGGAUCGGAAGGAAUUGGAGGCUGAAUUGAAGAAAAUGGCUCCCCUCAACGGAAGGACUGUGCUGAUUUUCCGAGCUCCAUGUGGAUGCCCUGCAGGUAGAUUGGAGGUUUGGGGACAUAAGAAAAUUCGUAGAAUCAAGAAAUAAUUUUUUAGAUCUUUUUUUCUCUUUUACAUAGAUAAACUUUUUUCUUCAGUAGCAAAUAUAUACCUGAGCCAUGUUUGAGACUAGUUUCGUCUGACUAUAUACAAUAAGUGGUGUUUUUUAACUGAGUUUUUUUAGUAAUAAAACGGUUUUUGUGUUCUUA